Molecule: messenger RNA, 3003 nt
Organism: Gadus macrocephalus (Pacific cod)
Lineage: Eukaryota; Metazoa; Chordata; Actinopteri; Gadiformes; Gadidae
Product: neurexin-3b-beta-like
Exons: 2
Coding region: 133-837 (234 amino acids)
Source: RefSeq, a predicted model, not a curated record
GUGUGUGUGUGCGUGUCCCUGCGUGGUGUGUGUCCUCCCCAGCAGACGACGGAUGACAUCGUGUCUUCGGCAGAGUGCUCCAGCGACGAUGAAGACCUGGAGGAAUGUGACUCUGGACAGACAGAUAAGAUCAUGACCACCUCAGCCUAUGACGGCGGCUACAAAGCCCUCGCGCCCAAGUGGGAGGCCAAAGACUUGAGGCCGAGCAAGGCCUCGGGGGCCGGUAGGACUACCACACCCACCCCGCCCUCGCCCAACUUCCGGGGAGCGCCGCUGCCGCCGGCCGUCCCCUCGGACGCGCCGCCCAAGCUGCCCGCCGGGAAAAUGAACAACCGCGAGCUGAAGCCACCGGCGCAGCCCCCGCCGCCACCGCAGCCGGACAUCGUCCUGCUGCCCCUCCCCACGGCCUACGACGGCGCCGGGGGCGACGGCACCAAGCCCCGCGGGGGUCCGCCCAUCACGUCGCCCAUGCUGCGCUCGGUCCCGGCCGCCCUGCCCACGCUGCCGGGCGUGGUGCGUCGGGCGCCCCCCGAGUCGUCGGAGGUGAUCCGCGAGUCGGGCAGCACCACGGGCAUGGUGGUGGGCAUCGUGUCGGCCGCCGCGCUCUGCAUCCUCAUCCUGCUCUACGCCAUGUACAAGUACAGGAACAGGGACGAGGGCUCCUACCAGGUGGACGAGACGCGCAACUACAUCAGCAACUCGGCCACGCAGAGCAACGGCGCCGUGGUCAAGGAGAAGGCGGGGGCGGCGGCAGGCGGAGGCGGCGGAGGAGGCGGUACCAAGGGCGGCGGCGGUAGCAAGAGACCCAAAGACAAGGACAAGGAGUAUUAUGUAUAGAGUCCGGGAGACGAGUCACCCUUACCCCGUACCUAACCCCUGCGCGAAAACACCGGUAAAUGGAAAAAGAUAUCUAUCAAACUGUUUGGAACAAAGAUAUAAACACUUUGACAGUACCAUAUUGGCAACUGUGAUUUAAGGAGAGAAAAACACAAAGGAGCAUUCUCUCGAGGACUCGAUACACGCGCGAUGUUGAGAUGUUGAAACCUUUUCUUUUUUUCCCCCACCAAAUAAAAAGGGACUAUGGCUUCUGUAGGCGUGCUCUUGCUGAGGUAAGAUUUAGGGAAAGACUGCAGUCGAAAGCGGGACAGGGAUUCUACAGAAAGACAUUUUCACAGAGUCCUGAGUAAUACCCCCACCCCGUCGAAACCCUCUCCACCGACCCCCGUCAGAGACAUCUAUCAGUGUAAGAUAACAUCGCUCUUACACGACACACACAAAACCCCCCCAAGUGACUUGUCAGAGGUGUGUAAAUCCAUGCGACUUUUGUCCAUUGUAAACCCUGUAAAGAAUACAAUCACUGUCAUUUUUUUCGGCCAUUCUGAGCAUGCAUGUGAGGUGUAUGUGAUGUGGUGGUGCUGGCAUCUGUGUACGUGAGGGACUUUGCUGAUUAAACGACGAUUGUCGGGGGGGGAAGUUGGAGGUCAAAGUGUACCAUCAUAACUCGUGUUUGGUUUUUCGUUAAUUAUACCUUUUUAAGGAUAUGAGGUAAGAUAUAGGCUUCAAGGUGUCAUAUUAAUUUCUAGCUCAUAAGAAUUAUCAUUACAAUUCAAAUCAUUAUUAUGGUAUAAUUAUUUAUAUCAUUAUGCAUAAUUUAUUUGUAUUGUUAUAUUAUUUUAUUUUUAUUCAUUAAAAAUAAAACGUUGAUUUAAUUUUGGUGCGAUUGCACUUUGGAAGGGGUAACUUCCUGCCAGGGUUGCCAGUGAUUAUAACAAGCAAUGUAGUUCCAUUUUUGUAGUUGUAUUAUUCAUUAUAAGUAUCAUUCAUGACAUCCGAAGAUCUUCUAGACGGUGUCAAAGCAUACCAGACAGUCACCACCAUGCAAAGUGCAACAUGCUAUUAAAUCACUUGGUAGCGCUUUAUUUUUUCUUCUCACUUGGAUUCCAUUAGACAGCAAAUCAUUUAUUUCUAUAAUAAUUUAUUUCUGUUGCAUUGUCUUUCCAAUCACUGGGGAUUCUGUGACGAAUGUAUUGUCAUUAUGUGUAUCUGGUAGAGAUGGAUUUGCAUCCAUCAUUCUGAGGAAGAAAAAAAGUCCUGGCUUAAGUUUAACUUGAACGCGUGAACAAGUGUGAAUUUGUGUCCGUUGUCACAGUCAACUGUGUCAAAAACAGCUAAUAUGUUUACAUAUUUUAUUACACCAUAGUCGUUGUUCUUUGCAGGUUCAAUCUUGUACAUAACGUUUCAAUUUUCCGUUUGAUUAGCUUUGUCUUCUUUUUUCAUUUUCUUCCAUUUUAGUAUCAUUGGCUUUUUUUUGUUUUGUUGGUGUUACAGACAUGAUGGAAAUCGAAUAUUUGACAUUUUACCAGGACCAAGUGAUGUGCACAGGGAAAUAUUGUUUAUGGGAACAAACUGUUAGUGUUAGAAGUUUAGAUCAUUCUCUUGAAGGUGCUUCUUGGAGUUGCAUGAAUAUUUGACUCCUGGGAGCUGUCAGUGCAAUAAACGUAACACUCUAGAUUACCGUAAUAGGACGCAUAAAUAUACAGAGAUUACGUUUCAUGUUAUUUAUUUUUUAUCGGACAUCUAAAACGAAACGAGGGAGCGUUGAAGACGAACGGAAUAAAAAGCAGACGUGACGAUGAGGACGCUGAGACACGUUGCUGGCACAUUAUUGAUUCAAAGGUGUGUUUUUGCUCAUUUCUUAUUUAUUUUUUACACAUUUUUUGUCGGUCGUUACAGCAUUUCGUUACAGCGUUACAGCGUUUUAUCAUCCUUUGUGUCUUAAUUUGUAUCUCGUAGUCACAGGCCGUUUUCUUUUGCUAACAUGUAUUUGUGUCCCCAUUUUCUUUCUCACUGCAUUCCAUGCCUACUCGGUCAGUGUGUGGGUUCAUUUUGUUUGUGUUUAAUUCAUUUUCAGUUGUUUUGGUGGAUUCUUCAACCAGUUAUUUACUUGUCGCUAUUUUGACUCCAAACAAUUCCCAGAAAUAAAAAAAUGUUGUUCCCAAAGUU